Messenger RNA from Heteronotia binoei (common prickly gecko), 693 nucleotides. RefSeq names its product protein Atg16l2-like. The transcript has 6 exons. Gene Ontology annotation, biological process: autophagosome assembly; negative stranded viral RNA replication. NCBI's taxonomy places the organism in Eukaryota, Metazoa, Chordata, Lepidosauria, Squamata, Gekkonidae. The coding region runs from base 1 to 678 and encodes 225 amino acids. Gene Ontology annotation, cellular component: autophagosome membrane. The record is from RefSeq and is a predicted model, not a curated record.
AUGGCCGAGCGCGGCGCUGCUGGCGGCGGCUGGAAGCGGCACCUCGUCCGGCAGCUGCAGCGGCGCGACCGCCGCACCGCCCAGGCCUAUAACAGACUACUGGAAAAAUCCUACUCGCUGAGUGCCCGCAAGCUGCAAGAGGAACCAUUGGCUCUCCAGAUGGCAAUUCCAGCCAGUAGAUUGGUCCUGUUGCCUGCAGGGUAUGAAGUCCUGGACUCAGCCCAAAUGUUGGAGUACCUGAAGAGGAGCUAUGAGGAGCGCAUCGUGGAGCUGCAACAGAUCAACGAGGAACUGACCUGCGAGAUGAUAGAACGGAGCACGAUCCUCAAGGCAAAGAAAAUCGCUCUGGUGGAGCAGAGGAGCAGGUUGGCUUCCGUGAGCGGGCAGCUCUUCGACCUGGAGGCCACGCAUCGGCAGCUGAAGGAGCAGGUGGAAGAGCUGAGCCGCGAGAACGUCGCCGUGAAGGCCGAAUGCGACACCUUGCGUGAGCGUUACCAGCGCCAAGACGUUGAGUUCCGCUGGGUGGCAGAGAGAGGCCUGGAGCUGCUCAAAAGCAUCAUGCGGAUGAAGGUGGAGGCAGCUGAGCAUCGCAACGAGAAGAACGAGAGGGUGAGGCAAGCCAGGCUGUCCAAGGAGCUGAAGAAGGCGACCAGGAGGCCCGUCGGCGUUGAUAUGUGAGUCUUGUGUGGUGCC